This is a messenger RNA of Talaromyces proteolyticus, 838 nucleotides long. RefSeq lists its product as uncharacterized. The coding region runs from base 281 to 733 and encodes 150 amino acids. The transcript has a single exon. NCBI's taxonomy places the organism in Eukaryota, Fungi, Ascomycota, Eurotiomycetes, Eurotiales, Trichocomaceae. The record is from RefSeq and is a predicted model, not a curated record.
GUUGAAUAUCUAUCUAUCAUUUUACUAAUCCAAUAAUAACACUCUCCAAGGCUUUAGAACAUGACAGUACCUGCAUAAUAACACGGAUAGGAUAGGUCAUCAGGAUGUUCUCAUUGGAGCUCAUAUCUAUCCUUAUUCAAUGAAUAAGUACAAGGAUAGCGACUGGCAUGACAAUCGCUCAAGUCUUUGGAGUUAUUUGAAGCUCUUCUAACCGGAGAAUGAAGUCGAAGCUUAGUCCAAAGCACUGACUGGCCCACAUAAUUCAAAGAGAGUGGAAAAUAUGAUAACGAUAGAUUGCUCGGUGCAUAAAGCUUGGGACUCAAAUUUGGUUGCUCUUGAAUACAAAGAAACCUCCGCUGAUCAACAAUCAAUGACGCUUAUAUUUCAUUGGCUUAAGAAGGAUGACUCACGCAAGCGUUUGCCUACAACCUGGAUUGAAAGCGUGACGAACAAGCCGGAUUUCCCUGCAACAUACUCUCCUUUUACCUUCACCGGCUCCAAAUUCUAUAAUAUUAGGGCCGACACCCCCAUCAAAUCUGGAGAUCCUAUCACGUUAAUGAAACUUGAUCCAGUACGCUGUCCUCUUCCAAGCAAGCAUCUUCUACGAUUGCAGCCAUGUCAGGUGCAGCCGGAUUUAAUGUCUAUUACCAGCGUCAAGAAGAUGAUGAUGACGACGACGAUUAUUACUGGCGAUGAUUUCAAUGAUGUGGUAGUUAGUUACCUAGUUGCUUAGGAAGGAUAUCAACAAUGAAACUCUCACCGGAUACACUAAUUUGACAAAAUUUUUGAAUAUAGUAAAUUUAUACUUCUUGGUGGACCGCUCGCAGAUACAUGUAAU